Messenger RNA from Eurytemora carolleeae, 2931 nucleotides. Its product is annotated as extensin-2. The record is from RefSeq and is a predicted model, not a curated record. Bases 135 to 1964 code for a protein of 609 amino acids. NCBI's taxonomy places the organism in Eukaryota, Metazoa, Arthropoda, Copepoda, Calanoida, Temoridae. The transcript is spliced from 2 exons.
CUCCGAUCCUUGGGGUUUCAGUUCUCGUCCGAACCUAGACCUGUGUACACGCACACAUACGGAGCUCGUGAUUCAAGUUCAGCAACAAAUUGUUGCGCGAGUGUGAAAAGAAAAAAAUAAGAAAAAUCGAAAAUAUGAAUUUAAUUCCGGUCUUGGUUGUGUCUCUCCUGGUGGUAGCGGAGGUACAGUCUGAGGCAUUCUUCGGUAUUCUGGGAGGAGGGAGAAAACAACCAACCCACCGAGCUCCAUACCCUUCGAACCAAGCUAGACCUCCCGGACGUCAGGUUAAGUCCUAUGGAGGUGGUCAGAAGUAUUCUCCCCCUGGUGGUAAAACUCAUGGAAACAAUAUUCCUGUCGCACAUGGAAAACCAAGCUACCCUAAGAAACCCUAUCCUUCCAAACCCUCUUAUCCAACCAAACCUUCUUAUCCAACUAAACCACACACAAAUCAGAGACCGUAUAAAUCUAAACCUAGAUAUCCUGCUGUAUCCAAUCAACCUACCCGGAACCCAGGUUAUGACCAGAAGCUGGAUUACUCAGGUUGGACUCCUAUUGGAUUUGACGAGAAACGUCCCUCUGCUCCGGUCUCAAGUUAUGUAUCUGAUGUUGUUACUCUAGAUGAUGCUAUUGCUAAUGCUCCGCUAGCAAACACAGAUGAUCUCAUCUCCUCUGCUAUAUACUCCGAACCUGCUCCUGAACCUAUUGUUAUCAGUUCUUUAUCCUCCUCCUCUAGUUCAAGCUACAGUGGACCAGUAUCUUCUUCUGCUCCUGUUCUCACCACGUAUGUGUCUCCUGCUCCAAUAGUGGUUCCAAGCAGCUACGGAGCUCCUGUUCCUGCUGUUCCUUAUAUACCUUCGACAGCUGAUAUUGUUCCAAGUUCUCAAUAUAACUCUCCUGCUCCUCAGUACAGCGCCCCCGCUCCUCAAUAUAGCGCUCCAGCUCCGGCGCCCCAAUAUAGUGCUUCAUCAUCAACUAGACAGUACAGCGCUCCGGCUCCUGCCCCUCAAUACAGUGCUCCUGCUCCAAAGUACAAUGCCCCAGCUCUUGCACCUCAAUACAGCGCUCCUGCUGCUGCUACUCAGUACAACUCUCCUGCUCCUGCUCCUCAAUACAACGCUCCUGCUGCAGCUGCUGCUCCUGCUCCACAGUACAGUGCUCCUGCUCCACAGUACAGUGCUCCUGCUCCUGCUCCUCAGUACUCUCCCCCUGCUCCUAAACCUGUCUCCGGACAGUAUAGUUCUCCUGCUGUCCCUCCUCCCUACGAGGCACCUAAAGCCAGCAACAAGAUUUCCUUGUCUAAGUAUAACACUCCUUCAUCUGAACCAACUAAGGCACCUGUUUUCAUUCCCGCCUACACUCCUGCUCCUUCUAACAGCUACGAUCCAAGCUCAUUCGGAGAAGAACAGUUCCCAAUUAUAUCUCUGAUCACAGCAGACAAUCAGCCAUCAGAAGAGGAGCAGUAUGUUUCAUUUUCAAUCGGAGAAGACUCCGGGUACAAUUUACCCCAGGAGGAACCACAACCCCAGUACCAGGAAGCUCCGGCUCCAGGUCAGUAUCAGAACACGGGGGUAGCAUCAAACCUAGCUGAGGAGGUUUCAUCCGGAUCCGUAUACGUUCAGAAUCCUAGCAUCGAUAAUGACGAGCUCUACUACAUCUACUACCAGGACCCGGAUCAAGAUCCGUCCUUCGGAGCUAAAGUACAAAAAGAGAGGGACGCAUCUCCAGAGGAGCUUGUGAACCCUAUCCCCUCCACCCUAGAUGCUAGUAGUACACAGAGUAUAGCUCCAGCUGAUGAUAUUGAACUGUUUGAAGAUGAAGAUGUUGAAUCUGAAAACCAGCGUGAUGUCAGGAAUCAAGAAGCUCAAGAAUUCUUCGGCAACUACAAGAAUAUCGGUGGACAUUCAAGCGUAAGCGUCAAUUUCAAUGUCGGAGGAAAAGCGUCAGGAUUUAGUUAUAAUCUUUAGAUUCUGAAUGUUGCGGGUCAGAAACCUUCAAACAAUCCACGCUUCUUUGUGAACAAUAGCAAUUCCUUCCCCGCAAACCAUAGAAACCGUAGGAAAUAAUGAGAUUAUUCAUAAAUCAUCUUCAACCAUUUUCCAACAUUAUCUGGAAACCGUUCCAAACUGUUUUUGCAAAAACCUUGAAUGUUAAACAUAUGAUUAAUUUGUGUAAGUUUAAACUAAUGGGAAGAAAAUGUUCUUCUCUCGACUCCAGUUCUCAAGAGUUUAUAAACCAGCUAGUCCGCCUCAUGUUUUCAUAAUCCCAGGGGUGUAUAUUUUUUAGACUAAUCCCUAAAUAUUGUUGGGAUCUUGUUUUUAUAUUUUUAUACAAGUUGGUUAAAUUGUUUUGUAUAUAUUGUCUCCUGAUCUGAAGUAAUUAGACCGAAGAUAAUAUUAUCCCGGUCAAAAUACAAUUUUGCAUGUCGAAGCUGCUUCCCGGCAUGUCAAAGAAGACCUUUGGCAUGUCUAAGUAAGCUAACGAAAUGCAGGACAGCCUGGCAUGCAUGAAUGCUAUAUUUUUUCCGGAAUUUUGUUAAACCACGUAGAUUCUAAAAGUAGAUAUUUAGAUAUCUGAAUAUCUGAAUAUCCGAAUAUCUGAAUAUAUGGAUAUCUGAAUAUUUGGCUAUCUGGACAUUAGGAUAUCUGAAUGUCUGAAUAUAUGGAUAUCUGGAUAUCUAAAUAUCUAAAUAUCUGAAUAUAUGGAUAUCUGUAUGUCUGAAUAUCUGGAUAUCUUGAUAUUUGAAUAUCUGAAUAAAUGGAUAUAUGGAUAUCUGGAUAUCUGGAUAUCUGAAUUGUUAUCAAGGCAUUCAGGUAUCCAGACAUUUAGACUGUUUAAUUUUUGUCUCGUUUACCAAGAAUGCUUCAUAUGAAACCAGACAUGAAAAUAUUUAACUAUAUUUUCUCUCUUUGAUGCAUUUAAAACCUUGUAUAA